Molecule: messenger RNA, 3580 nt
Organism: Xyrauchen texanus (razorback sucker)
Lineage: Eukaryota; Metazoa; Chordata; Actinopteri; Cypriniformes; Catostomidae
Product: serine/arginine repetitive matrix protein 1-like
Exons: 17
Coding region: 56-2875 (939 amino acids)
Biological process (GO): regulation of mRNA splicing, via spliceosome; mRNA processing
Cellular component (GO): spliceosomal complex
Molecular function (GO): RNA binding
Source: RefSeq, a predicted model, not a curated record
CUGGGGUGAGGUGCAUUGUGGGACAGUGUGCCAUAUUGUCACACGAUAGAAGGAAAUGGACGCGGGUUUUUUCCGCGGCACCAGUGCGGAGCAGGAUAACCGCUUCAGCAACAAACACAAGAAGCUUUUGAAGCAGCUGAAGUUUGCAGAAUGUCUAGAAAAGAAGGUGGAUAUGACCAAAGUCAACCUGGAAGUCAUCAAGCCCUGGAUCACCCAGCGUGUAACAGAGAUCCUUGGCUUCGAGGAUGAUGUCGUCAUAGAAUUUGUCUUCAACCAGCUAGAGGAAAAGAAUCCAGAUGCGAAGAUGAUGCAGAUUAAUUUGACUGGGUUCCUGAAUGGAAAGAACGCCCGGGAGUUCAUGAAGGACCUCUGGCCGCUCUUGCUAAGUGCUCAGGAGAACAUUGCUGGUAUCCCAUCUGCCUUUCUGGAGCAAAAGAAAGAGGAGAUCAAACAAAGACAGAUCGAACAGGAAAAACUUGCUUCUCUGAAAAAGAUAGAUGAUGAUAAAAGGGAGAAGGAGAGCAAGGAAAGAGCUCAGUCCAAAAGCCCUAAACGGAGGAAGUCCCGCUCACCUUCGAGGCGUGAACGUAAAGUCAGUCCCUCUCGCUCUCCUCGCCGAAAAGCAAGUCCAGCGGUCUCGCCUUCUAUCAGUCCACCCAAUAAUAAAGAAGAACCAAAGCAAGAACCUGACCAAUCAGAGAGCUCCAAACCAGAACCGCUCAUCCAGGAGGCUUCCUCUACCAGUGAUGUGGUGGGUGAGAUAAUGCCAGACUCCAUGUCUGAGGCUGUGAAAGAGUCGUCUCCAGAAAAAAUUAUAAAAUCAGAGGACAAGCCCAAACCAAGAGACAGGGACCGAGACAAGGAUGGACGCAGAGAUAGACCACGCCACCGUUCUCGUUCCCGAUCACCUCGCAGACGACCUAGAUCCCGCUCCAGGUCGUUCUCACCACGCCGCAGAUUGAGUCCCAGGAGACGAAUCUCUCCAAGACGCAGGAGCCCCCCUAGACGCCAGCCUUCAUCUAGACAUCGACGCAGCCGUUCACCUGUCCGCAGGCGGCGCUCUCGCUCCCAAUUCUCCUCAGGCAGUUCCUCAUCUCGUUCCCCCCAUAAGAGAGCAGGUAAACGUGGGUCAGCCACCCCACCCAGAAAACUUCUACGCCGCUCUGACAUUUCCAGCCCCUCCAGAAGACGAGGCCGCAGCCCCUCUGGACCGGACACCAGCCCUUCAGCAGCAAAGCACAGACCUGGUGGAAGGAACACCUCUCGCUCGCCUCCUAAAUUGAGACGAUCCGAUGCAUCAGAGUCUGAGGAGGAGAAGGUGGGCAAAGAGUCAACGGCAGAUUCUGUCCAGCAGCGACGUCAGUAUCGCAGACAGAAUCAGCAAUCUUCUUCAGACUCUGGUUCAUCCUCUUCCUCAGAAGAUGAAGAUCCAAGGCGGCAGAAAAGGGGGGCAGCUGCCAGAAAUGGAGAUGUCAGGAGGAGGCGGAGCCAUUCACCUGCAUCACCACGUAGGCGGCAAAGAGAUGCAUCCCCAAGAAAGAGACGUUCUCCAUCAACUGGUGGUCGUAGACGUCGCUCCCCUUCUCCUCGCCGACGCAGGUCGCCCUCUCCUCCAAGACGCAGAUCGCCAUCUCCACCUCCCCGUCGGCACUCUCCUGCUAUUCAGCGUCGUUACAGCCCCUCCCCUGUCUCUGCUCAGAAAAGACGCCCAUCAGGGUCUCCCCUUCCUAAGCACAGUGGGUCUCCUUCACCUGUGCCCAGACGCAGAGGGUCUCCUUCACCAGUCGCCAAGCGCAGAGGGUCUCCUUCACCAGUCGCCAGGCGCAGAGGGUCUCCCACACCGGUGGCCAGGCGCAGAGGGUCUCCCACACCGGUGGCCAGGCGCAGAGGGUCUCCCACACCGGUGGCCAGGCGCAGAGGGUCUCCCUCACCGGUGGCCAGGCGCAGAGGGUCUCCCUCACCGGUGGCCAGGCGCAGAGGGUCUCCCUCACCGGUGGCCAGGCGCAGAGGGUCUCCCUCACCGGUGGCCAGGCGCAGAGGGUCUCCGUCUCCUGUGACCAAGCCCAGAGGAUCUCCCUCCCCUGUGGGCAAGCGCAGAAGAUCUCCCGCACCAUUGGCCAAACGUCGCUCCUCUCAUUCCCCCAAACGGAGUCGUGGUAGCAGUCCAGGAAAGAAACGCACUCCACCCUCUUCUACUUCACCUCCACCCCGCCACUCUAGAGGUUCUCCAAAUCCCUCUGCAGCACAACGGGGCCGUGACAACCGCUUCUCUCCCCCUACCCAUGCUGUUCGAUUGUCUUCCAGUCCUCAGGGUCGAUUUGCCCCCUCUGGUUCACCCCCGCAGAGACAAAGACGUCAGACAUCCCCGUCUCAUGAAACGAGACCCAUUCGUAGGGUUUCCCGCACACCAGAACCUCGCAAAUCUCAGAGAGGUUCUCAGAGCCCCCAGCCGGUAAGGAGGCCGGUUUCUCGAUCACCAUCUGCUUCUCCGGUGGCUCACAAGCGACCUGCUUCAGUUUCUCCCUCUAGCCGCUCCCCACUUCCACCUUCCAAAAAGAACAGCAGUGUCUCCCCAUCGCCAAACAAGAACUCUGAUGUAGAAGCUGGUAAGAAGAAGAAAAAGAAGAAAGAGAAGAAACACAAGAAAGAGAAAAAACACAAGAAACAUAAAAAACAGAAGAAGGAUAAGGGUGGAGGAGAGAAGAGUGGAGGGGUGGUAGGAGAACACGGACGGGAAGCAGAGCCAGACUCUGACCAGAAAAAGGAAUCAGAAAGCGAAGUAGAAGACAGUUUGGAUGAUCUGGAGAAGCAUCUGCGUGAGAAAGCUCUCCGCUCUAUGAGGAAGGCCCAACUGUCUCCAUCUCCUCAGUCCUGAGGGAAAACCUACCACACCUCUUUUCCACUCUCUGCAUUUUAAAUGUUUGAUGUUGAUUCUGCUUUAGAAUGUACAAACUGUUAAAAUUCACCCUAGAAAUGUUUAUUUUUUUUGUUUGGUUUUUUUUUUUGUUUUUUGAUUUAUUAUUAUUUGGCCUGUUUAUUGUUGGGGUAGUUUUAUGAUGCUCAAUUUUUGAUCAAGCAGCUGAUGUUUCUUGAUCACCGUUUGUCCUUUUCUCCACCCUUAAACACUGUCAACAUCUGUUUAUCCAAAAAUAACCAUUUUUUUAGUCCCUUUACCCCAUCCUAUUGCUUUUACUGUUAUGAUGAAACAUAAAAGGAAAACUAAUUUGCAGUUUUGAGUUAAUAAUGUACAAGUUUGCCUAUGUAUUCUCUCUCAACUUUGGCAGGACUUUCUAUGAGAGUUUUGUUUGCAUGGACUGCAGACUCCAGUUUGUGUGUCCUCUUGUGUGCAUGAUCUAGAAACCAAAACACCCAUUGAGCUGUGAGAACUGAUCCAGAAAGCUACACACUUUGUUCAUCUGAGCUUUGGGGAAGCACUCAAGAGCUCUAGUGUGCACAUGAGAACAAAUCAGAAAUGUCUGUUUUCAUCAUUCAUUUUUGUUUUUUAUUUUUUUGUAACCCAAGUUGUUUGAAAUUGUUAAACCUGGCUUUAAAGUCGCAUUAAAAUGGAAGAAAACAUUUA